UGUGAGUGUUUUGCUUCGACUCCAGCACUGAUGGAUUUCACGAGAGGAAUAUUGCACCGUGGAUCAUCAUGCGUCCUCCUGUCCCCCUGACCGUCCUCCUUCUCGCCGCGGGGAUGCGGACAUUAGUUUGAGGCCGGACAUGAUUUUUAAUCUCAGGAGGUGCUGCAUAGUGUGGAUGCGGGAUGAUGAACAAUAGCUCGGGGCCUCUCAACCAAUUUUUCCUGGACUGUGGCGCACAGUGAGCAUCUUUCUUUGUUUGGUUUUUUUUUUUUCCGGCCUGGAACGGACUGUUUGGGGAGCUGAUGCGGACGGAUCGUACCGUUUUGUCUGCAGGGAUCAACUGAGCACCGUGAGAAGCAGAGCCAGUGGGGGGGCUCUUUCUCACCUGGACAUUUCAACACACCAUAACAAUCUUUCAGGAUGGCUGAGAAAACACUGGAAUCUGUCAGCAUCCCCAUGGAGGAGACCAAACUCCCUAGCGGAAACCCCCAGGAGGCAGCCCUGCUCACACAUCUGAAGAAAGUGGAGAACCACAUCACAGAGGCUCAGCGCUUCUCCCACCUCCCACGCCGCUCCGCUGUCGACCUGGAGUUCAACGAACUCUCCUACAGCAUUCGUGAGGGUCCCUGGUGGCGACGGAGAGGUAACAAAGCCCUACUCAAGUGUUUGUCAGGAAGAUUUAACAGCAAGGAGCUCAUUGGUAUCAUGGGGCCUUCUGGAGCUGGAAAGAGCACUCUGAUGAAUAUUCUGGCUGGGUACAGGGAGACAGGCAUGGAAGGUCAGAUCCUGGUGAAUGGACGGCUGAGGGACCUGAGAACUUUCAGGAAGAUGUCUUGCUACAUCAUGCAGGAUGACAUGUUGCUGCCACACCUCACUGUGAAGGAGGCCAUGAUGGUUUCUGCCAAUCUGAAGCUGAAUGAGAGCAUGCAGGUCAAAAAAGAACUUGUGGAUGAAAUUCUGACUGCUCUGGGUCUUUUGGACUGUGCCCAGACACGCACCAUCUCUCUCUCCGGCGGUCAGUGUAAAAGACUGGCAAUCGCCCUCGAGCUGGUGAACAACCCCCCGGUCAUGUUCUUUGAUGAGCCCACCAGUGGUCUGGACAGCGCAUCCUGUUUCCAGGUUGUUUCCCUCAUGAAGUCUUUGGCUCAGGGAGGACGGACAAUCAUCUGCACCAUUCAUCAACCCAGUGCCAAGCUUUUUGAGAUGUUUGAUAAGUUGUACAUCCUCAGUCAGGGUCAGUGCAUAUACAAGGGCACUGUUCCUUACCUCAUUCCUUAUCUGAAGAACCUGGGUCUCCACUGCCCCACGUAUCACAAUCCUGCUGAUUUCAUCAUUGAGGUGGCAUCAGGGGAGUAUGGAGACCUAAACCAAGUGCUGUUCGAGGCGGUCCAAGGAGGACUGUGCUCAGAGGAGGGAAAGAAGAACUCCAGAGACAAAAGUGACUCUUGUCACUCUCAAUGUCACAAUGACACAGGAACUCUUGAGAAACACAGCUUUGCUACCAGUACCUUCACACAGUUCUGCAUCCUCUUCAAAAGAACCUUCAUUACAAUAUGCAGGGACAUGGUACUGACCCACCUCAGGGUGAUGUCUCAUCUGUCUAUUGGUGUUCUGAUUGGCCUGCUCUAUCUCAAAAUUGGAAAUGAUGCCAACAAGGUUUUCAACAACACUGGCUUUCUCUUCUUCUCCAUGCUGUUCCUCAUGUUUGCUGCUCUGAUGCCCACAGUUCUAACCUUUCCUCUGGAGAUGUCUGUGUUUGUAAGGGAACAUCUCAACUACUGGUACAGCCUGAAGGCCUACUACUUGGCCAAGACAAUGGCAGACGUUCCCUUCCAGGUGAUUUGUCCGAUAAUGUACUGCAGUAUAGUGUACUGGAUGACUGAGCAGCCUCCAGAAGCAGGUCGCUACCUCCUCUUCAUGGCCUUGUCCACAUCCACAGCUUUGGUAGCGCAAUCCCUGGGUCUGCUCAUUGGGGCUGCAUCCACCUCCCUGCAGGUGGCGACAUUUGUGGGUCCAGUCACAGCCAUACCUGUGCUCCUCUUCUCUGGUUUCUUUGUCAAUUUUGAUACCAUUCCCAAAUAUCUACAGUGGAGCUCCUAUGUGUCCUACGUCAGGUAUGGCUUUGAGGGAGUGAUACUCUCUAUCUAUGGGAUGAAUCGUUCCGAGCUGGAGUGUCCAGACCAGGUGUGUAAAUUCCAAAAACCAGAGGAGGUUCUGCAGCUGCUGGAUGUGGAGGAUGCCAAACUCCAUGUGGACUUUAUGGUGCUGGGAGUUUUCUUCUUGGUCCUCAGACUGGCCACCUACUUUGUCCUACGAUACAAAGUAAAGUCAGAGCGUUAAAUCAUCCACAGUCAACCACAGGUGUGGACACUAGAACAUGCCUGGGCAGGGUGAGAUAAUAAAAAAAUAAAAUAAAAAAUACCAUCUCUAUCUGUACUUCACAUCCGUGUCCAAAGGACAAAGGAAAGAUCAAAUGAAGGAAUAUUCUCUGCUCUACCCCUGUUAGUUGUCCUACAGGUAACAGUAUUUAUGAUACUAUUUAAAGAUGGCCAGUAUUGUCCAAAAUAAAU
Messenger RNA from Thalassophryne amazonica, 2570 nucleotides. RefSeq names its product ATP-binding cassette, sub-family G (WHITE), member 4a (gene abcg4a). Bases 421 to 2340 code for a protein of 639 amino acids. Gene Ontology annotation, cellular component: plasma membrane. NCBI's taxonomy places the organism in Eukaryota, Metazoa, Chordata, Actinopteri, Batrachoidiformes, Batrachoididae. The record is from RefSeq and is a predicted model, not a curated record. Gene Ontology annotation, molecular function: ATP hydrolysis activity; ABC-type transporter activity; ATP binding. The transcript has 15 exons.